AUGAGAGGAGCCAGGACCUUGCUUUCGAAAAAGGUUGAUGUGUACAGCUUACCAGAGCUAAGGUUUGCUGUUAAGAUCAACAAAACGGUAGGCACUGCCCCCCCCCUCAAGUUCAGGUUUAAGAUUAAUAGGAUGGGACCAUCUAGUGAGGCCGGGGAUAUCUUCAUAAUUCACAGCCACCUUGCUCGCCAAAUGAUUAGAAGAGAAGUUCCAAUCACAUGA
This is a messenger RNA of Prunus armeniaca (apricot), 222 nucleotides long. The record is from the annotation of a GenBank genome assembly. Lineage: Eukaryota; Viridiplantae; Streptophyta; Magnoliopsida; Rosales; Rosaceae.